Acanthopagrus latus (yellowfin seabream) is the source of this 12003-nucleotide messenger RNA. RefSeq names its product Ral GTPase activating protein catalytic subunit alpha 1 (gene ralgapa1). Gene Ontology annotation, biological process: positive regulation of GTPase activity; regulation of small GTPase mediated signal transduction. The coding region runs from base 333 to 8690 and encodes 2785 amino acids. Gene Ontology annotation, cellular component: cytoplasm; nucleus. The transcript is spliced from 46 exons. Lineage: Eukaryota; Metazoa; Chordata; Actinopteri; Spariformes; Sparidae. Gene Ontology annotation, molecular function: GTPase activator activity. The record is from RefSeq and is a predicted model, not a curated record.
ACAGCCCAGCUUGCUAACAAGCUAGUUUAGCCAUCAGGCUGCGGACUGUUGUGGAAGGGAGGUGCGAUGGAUGGGUGCUUUACCCCGCUACGUUUUACAUAUAUGUAUUAGUUAAAAGAGAAUGCGCCUUCUCCGACAAAACCUGCCCCUUGAUAUACUCCGCGCAGUUGCGGAGGGCUGCUAGGUCGCAGCGUAGCGUUAAUAAAUGACCCAGGAGCAUCGGGUUUUGGUUAUAGUUGGAAGAUUAACGCUAGCUGAGGCUGUUUAAGUAGCUACACAGCUAGCCCCUCCUUGCUGUCUACCAUUGCAUUCUUGUGUCUUCUGCGCCAGGAAUGUUUUCCAAAAAGCCUCAUGGGGACGUCAAAAAAUCAACACAGAAAGUGUUGGACCCAAAGAAGGACGUGUUGACGAGACUGAAACACCUCAGAAUAGUCAUAGAAAAUGCAGAGCCUUCAGAGCUGAAACAAUUCUUUGACUUGAACUACUCCCAUAUCUACUAUGUCUUCUUUGAGAACUUUGUCACCAUUGAGGUCAGCCUCAAACAAAAGGGUCACAAGUCACAGAGGGAGGAGCUGGACUCAAUCCUCUUCAUCUUUGAGAAAAUCCUCCAGCUCCUGCCAGAGAGAAUCCAGAGCCGAUGGCAGUUCCACAGCAUCGGGCUGAUUCUCAAGAAGCUGCUGCAUACUGGAAACUCUCUGAAGAUCCGUCGUGAAGGUGUGCGCCUGUUCUUGCUGUGGAUGCAAGCGUUACAGAAUAAUGCAGAGCGUGAGCAGCUCUGCAUGUUUGCCUGUUUGAUUCCCGGCUUCCCAGCUCCACUCUGCCAUGGGACACCGCGCACGCUGGACACUCUGAUCAACCCACCGCUGAGUUUAACAGAGAGUCAGGUCACCCCAGAAGAGAUCACUCCACUGGUUCCUCCCCAGUCAGGUGACAAGAACCAGGAAGACCUCACUGCUUACUUUUUAGAAGCUCUGCUUAAAUACAUGGUAAACCAGGCCAAGUCUCUGGAGUGGCGUUGUAAAGAAAACCAUGAGCGUGGCUUCAGCUUCCUCUUUGGUCACUUCAGGAAGUUUUACCUUCCUCACAUCUUCCCCAACUUUGCCAUGGAAACCAGCCUCUACAACCCCAUACUGGAUGUGCCUCCGAUGCGUCCUAAGCCCUACUACAGCAUAGUGCGCAGGGAGCAAGAUGGUGGUGAAACAUUGUAUUGCACCAAGGAGAGCUUCCUUCAGGCCCGAGUCAUCUUUAUUCGCUGGCUGGUUUCCUUCUGGCUCGAGCCACGACCCAACACACAGACACACAUCCCAGGAACAGAGGGAGAGAACGUUCCCAAGAACAUUCAGCGGGCAGCAGCCGGCCUGGCAGCUCGCUCAGUGGGCAGCUCAGACGACAGUGGUGGAGGCGGGAUUCGGUCUGACAGCCACCUGGAAGGCAGUGGGUCAUCUGGAUCAGGCGGAGGCAGCAUGGGGUUAUCUGGGGGUCCAGGGGCUGGGGGUGAGCCUGAACAAAGCCACUCCAACACAUCUACAUUGACAGAGAGGGAGCCCAGCUCUUCCUCACUGUGCUCCAUAGAUGAAGAGCAGCUGACGGACAUGGAGGUGGUGAGGAGAGUACUGACCAACUCCAGAACCAAUGUCAACUUCAUCACUGAGAUCUUUAGACAGGCAUUUCUCCUUCCCAUGUGCGAAGCUGCAGCAAUGCGUAAAGUGGUCCGUGUUUAUCAGGAGUGGAUCUCCAUUGAGGACAGGCCAGUGUUUAUGAAGGAGCCAGAGGAGGGUCCCUAUCCCAUAGGAGGCAGUCUAGAUUCAGGCUCUCAGCUCGGAGACAAGGAGGAUGAGGGAAUGAACAAGAUGAUUGACAGUGAAUUACUGGAAUACAGCGUUCAUGCUGGAGUUCAGACUACCCUACAGGUAUUCAUCACCCACUCCUCUAACGUUUUCCUACUGGAGCCAGCCAAUGAUAUCAAGAUCCUUUUGGAGGAGCAUGUCGACAUGUGCAAGAGAGUCCUGAACAUCUACCGCAGCCUUGUCAUGCAUGAGACCAUGGACCAGAAAACAUGGGAGCAGAUAUUACUGGUUCUGCUGAGGGUGACGGAGUCAGUGAUGAAAAGACCUCCAUCCAUCAUGCCCCAGGGCAAGAAGAACAACACAUUGUCAGGCAGACUGGCUGGACCUAUCUUUCAGACCUUGAUAGUCGCCUGGAUCAAGGGGAACUUAAACGUCUACAUCAGCAGAGAACUGUGGGACGACCUCCUCUCCGUCCUCUCAUCUCUGACCUGCUGGGAUGAACUGGUCACUGAGUGGUCACUAACCAUGGAGACCCUCACCAAGGUGUUGGCCAGGAACCUUUACAGUGUUGAUCUGAAUGAGCUGCCUCUGGACAAACUCAGUGAACAAAAACAGAAGAAACAUAAAGGAAAAGGUAUAGGUUCAGAGGGCCAGCGACAGAUUGUGGAUCGCUCAUUCUCCAAAGGCUGGAGCAGAGACCAACCGGUCCAGGCAGCAGCCAUGAGGCAGCGAAGUGCCACAACCGCUGGCUCGCCAGGCAUCGAAAAGGCCAGGAGUAUCGUCCGCCAGAAGACUGUAGCCCUGCGUAGCUGUUCUACGGGGGACUCUCUGCUGUCCUCAGCCUUUAUCCGCAGUGCUAAGAGUGCUCCUGCUCUGGCUCCGCCUCUUCCUGUCCUCCUCCACCACCACCACCCUUUACUACCCCCCCUUGCCGACCAGCUGGCAGACCUUGAGGACCCGCCAAUCACGCUGACAUCCCGCACGUCUCGGAUGCGCCACUCCUCCCAGAGCGAUGAUGCCCCUCCCAACUCAUGUUCUGAGGUCUUCCAGGGAGUAGCUUGUGACCUGGAUGGCCCGGCUCCUUCCUCCCUCGCCAGGAGCAGCAGUGCCUCUGACAUCAUGGAGCCUUUUAUCGCAGAGCGGGUCAAAGGUGAAGACCCUCAGAGGGAUCUUGCUACGAUCUCAACCCCUCCCCACCAAUAUUCCACAAGUUCUUCCUUACUUGCAGCCAAAAGCCACGCAGCUCAAGCACCCCCACACCCCUCCACCUCCCUUUCUCCCACCCCUUUUACCUUGUCUAAUGGUGUUGUUGUCUCGUCCUCAGAGGGACAAGGUGAUGGUAGUGUUAAUGACCAGUUCUGGCACCAGAUUGGCAUUCAAAGUGAAGGUUCUAGUUCUGAUUGGGUAAGCGACUGGGGUUCUGCCUUCGCCUGUUCAUCUGAAAAGGAAAUCGAUGUUGAAGAGGGAGAAAUCGGGGCAGCAGUGGAGGAGGAUGAUUUGUUCUCCUCGAUAAGGGACUACCUCACUCACAAAGCAGUUGAGAGGAAGGAGGAUGCAGGAGAGAAAGCUAGUCCUGGUCAUACUCUCGAGAACAGUGUUGUGGCUUUGCCUGUGCAAACAGGGGUAGCUAGAACACAAAUAGAACACACAGGACAGGUCGGAGAGGCAAGACAGGUGGUGAGAGAGGACAGACAGGUAAGUAAAUCUGUGAGACAUAGCAGUGUUGAUUCAACAGAGGAGAAUGAGGGAGAGCAGCUGAGCAUCUACGAGUGCCUAGAGUUGCAGUGUCAGUGGCCAUCACCUAAUUCUAGGGGGAGUGCUAGCUUAGAAAGACACACUGGGGUCAUAAAAGUAGGAGGAAACACAGGAAGGGCAGCAGGAUGGGAAGGGAACUGUGACAUGUUGAGAGAAAAAGUAGAAGAGAAGCAGGAUGAUAAAGAAGCAGCAGCAAAAGAGAGGUCCAGUGUCAUUAGACAAGAAACUAACACUGUAGAAUCAGAACUAAAUCAAACUCCCCACACUUCCGACACAACUAAGGCCAAGUUGUCCCGUAGUAGCAACAAGAGGCACCAUUCGGGGGGUGUUCAUGUCAGCUUCCGGCCCUCAACUGAGUCGGUCCAGUUCCACAACCCCCUUGAGAAUAAAGAGGCUCACUGGAAAGCCAGGCUACGCCGCCUGAGUCACUUCCACACACACAGCCACUCAGCUGGGGAGAGGUCUGGGGCCGGAGCUGGGACAGGGUCAGGUGCCAAGCUGGGAGCAGGGGGUGCAGGUAAGUUUGGGUCUGUUGCUGGGAUAAGCCAUAGAGCAGGGGCACAUGAGAAAUUGCCCACUGGGACUGUUAUGGAUAACUGUGGGGCAGAGAGCACCACAGUAGCUGGAGGCCUGGAAAGCAGGGCCGGCACUGGAGGGGACAAGGACAAGCAACACUCCGGAUCCUGUGCAGGAGCCUACCUGGGCUCUGAGGCUCACUCAGAGAUGCAGUCAAGCAGUUCAGGUUUCUCUGGCGUGUCGUCAGGGGUGCGUGGUCGCCUGGGACGUUCCGCCUUGCGAUCGCGAGCCUCCCGCUCACGCUCCCAGGAGCCCGGCAGCACGGCCUCACGACACCACCAAGGGGCUCUCCUUGGUGGUGUCUACAAGUCUGUAGUUCAUGCUCUGUCCUCAAAGCCUCGGCCCCGAGGUCAGGGGUCAUCCCAAGGCUCGUCGCCACAGCGACAGGGCCGCGCUGCCACAGGUGACGCAUCGCUAAGAGACCUCUACUCCCACGUCCUGGGCUACUUUGGACGAAAGACGACUACGCCAGUCACCAAAGAGGAGGUUGUCCAGAAGGCUCGUCCAGUCUCCAGCGAUGUAGGAAGCUCCAACCCAAACUUUUCUGACUUGAUGGAUGAGUUUAUCCAGGAGAGGCUGCGGGCCAAAGGAACAGCAGGCCGUCGUGGCAGCAGCCCAGGAAGUCUGGAGGUUCCCAGGGACCUGCCGGAGCUCCUUGAGGCAGGUCAGAGUCCUGGAUCUCGACCCUCAGAUGAUCACCGUCCUAUUGAUGAUCCUGGGGUUCCCUCUGAGUGGACGUCACCUGCAAGCGCCAGCGGUUCUGAUGUCAUCAGCUCAGACAGCCAGUCAGACUCCUUUAAUGCAUUUCAGUACUCCACCUGCAAGUUUGAUAAUUUCACUUUUAGUUCAGAAGCAGGAGGAGGAGCUGGAUCUGGAGGAGGAGGCCGAGGCAGCUCACUGGACCAGGACAGCCUGGGAGGGGGCGGAGCCUGUGAUGAACAUGAAGUAGCCAGUUUGACGACGCUUCACCUCGACUCAGAGACCAGCAGCCUCAGCCACACUGUCACUGUUACUGGUUCUGAGAGUGCGUCUCCCAUGCAUUCCCUUGGUGGCUCUCGCUCCCAGACGCCCUCACCAGCCACACUGACAGCAGAACACACUGAUCACACACACUCCCACUCACACACACACCUGCAGCUGGACCAGAAGCUCCACAACUCCGUCCUGCAGACUCCUGAUGACCUUGAAACCAGUGAGUUCCCCAGCGAGGACUGCAGUGUGAUGGCGGGUGGCUCUCUAACUGGAUGGCAUGCAGAUGUUGCCACGGUAAUGUGGCGCAGAAUGCUUGGUAUCCUGGGGGAUGUCAAUACCAUCAAAGACCCUGAGAUCCAUGCUCAGGUCUUUGACUAUCUGUGUGAGCUGUGGCAAAACCUGGCCAAGAUAAGAGAUAAUUUAGGCAUUUCUCUGGACAACCAGUCAUCUCCCCCUCCCCCUGUUCUGAUCCCACCCCUGAGGAUCCUCACCCCUUGGCUCUUUAAGGCCACCAUGCUGACAGAGCGUUACAAGCAGGGGAAGCUCCAUGCCUACAAGCUGAUCUGCAGGAUCAUGAAGAGGCGGCAAGAUGUUUCCCCAAACACAGACUUUCUCACACACUUUUACAACAUCAUGCAUCAAGGAUUGCUGCACCAAGAUCAGGACAUCGUGAACACAAUCAUAAAACACUGCAGUCCAAGGUUCUUCAGUAUCGGCCUUCCUGGAGCCACUAUGCUGAUCCUGGACUUCAUCAUUGCCGCUUCUCGAGUCACCACCUGCUCAUCACUCAAUGCUCCAAGAGUAGAGGCCCAGAUCCUGCUUGGAUCACUGGUGUGUUUUCCCAACUUGUAUGGGGAGCUCCCAGCACUCCAUCCCACCACAGCCGACGUGGUGCUCACCAAGUUCCCUGACGUCAAGGAGCAUGUUAUCAAAACCAUCCUGACCUCUGCCAGGGACGAACCCUCUGCUCCUGCCAGGUGUGUGGCUCUGUGCAGUCUGGGUAUCUGGCUGUGUGAAGAGCUGGCUCGUGGAACUCAACAUCCACAGAUCAAAGAUGCUCUCAACGUCAUCUGUGUAACUCUUAAGUACCCUAAUAAGAAUGUGGCACUGGUGGCAUCAGACAUCCUUCACCUCCUGAUCAGUCACGUGGAUCAUCUACAGAAAUUCCCCCCCGACACUCCAAAGAAGAUCGUGGAGAUUUUGAUCGCCACCAUCACAUACUUGCUUCCUGCUACUGAGUCUUCUCCUCAUGAGCUGGAUAAGAGGCUGGUAGUGUCCCUCCUGUUGUGUCUGUUGGACUGGGUGAUGGCUCUGCCUCCAAAGUCUCUUCUUCAACCUGUACAAACACGUAGCCCUCCAGAGAAGGACCAGCCCACCAAGACUCUGCUCAGCUGUAUAUAUAAGGUAUUACACGGUUGUGUGUACGGAGCCCAGUCUUUCAACAGUCCCAAGUAUUACCCACUGCAGCUCUCAGACCUGCUGAGUCCAGACUACGACCCAUUCCUGCCGUUAGAGAGCCUCCGAGAACCAGAACCCCUGCACAGCCCAGACUCUGAACGCUCCAGCAAACUGCAGCCUGUCACAGAAGUUCGUAGUCGUAUUCAGCAGGGCCUGGUUUCUAUUGCAGCCAGAACAGUUAUCACACACUUGGUCAACCACCUAGGACAUUAUCCAAUGUCUGGAGGGCCUGCGACUCUCUCCAGUCAGGUGUGUGAAAACCAAGACAACCCAUUCUGUGAGAGUGCAGAUCUUGGACCAGAGCUUUUUCAUUCACCAAACCUACAGUUUCUGGUUCUGAAUGGCUCCACGCUGCUCUCAGUGUAUCAGAUCCGAUCCGAGUCUGGUGUACCAGGAGGUGGAAUGACGGCUGGUUUGUCUUCUGCCCCCGCUUGCGUUCGUGUCAUCAUCCGAGAUGUAGCGGGAAAACACUCCUGGGAUUCUGCUGUUCUCUACGGGCCUCCACCAUGUUCCCCGAACAGCCCAACACACACAUUUUUGUCACACACACAAUCACCUCACAGUGCGAAUCUUCAUUUACACACUCCACCAGGAGGUCCACUGAAAAAGAUGGGAGUGAGAGAAGACAGCGAAGAGGAUGGGCAGGUGGAUAGGGAGGCAGAGGAGGGAGGACGAGGGGUGGAGGGUGAAAGGCAAGAGUUUCAGGGAGAGAGGGAUGAGGAGGAAGAAGAAAAGGUCACUGAGGAAGAGAAGGGAGAUCAAAGAAGAGAUGAGGAAGUGGAGGAGCUGGAGGAGAAGAAUGAGCACAGGAUGGAUGGGGAGGGGGAUCGAGACGAGUCGGGCUUGGAACAGCUUCUUGCCCCGCCAUUGGCUAAACGUGUGUGUCGGGAGGCAGUGCCAGCAUGGGACUCACUGACGGAGGGGGACGAUGCACUGGAUGAAAUGCUGCAGUACCUGGGCUACUCAAGUCCUGAAUGUCUACAGAGAGCAGGCAUGCCGCUUAACAUCCCAGCCCCUCCUCCAGCAUGUGUUUCUGAAAAGCAGGAAAACGACGUGAUCAAUGCCAUCCUGAAGCAGAGUGCUGAAGAAAGAGAGUUUGUCCUUCAUAGAGGUGAGGAGUUGAACAUGAGAGCAGUGCAGCAGACUGAGCCAGAGACUCAGACGCCACAGUCAGCGUUCUACUACUGCAGACUACUGAUCAACAUACUGGGACUCAACUCCUGGGAGAAGAGGAGUAACUUUCAUUUGUUGAGGAAGAAUGAGAAGUUACUGAGAGAGCUGAAGAACCUGGACUCACGGCAGUGCCGAGAGACUCAUAAAAUAGCAGUAUUUUAUGUGGCUGAGGGCCAAGAGGAUAAACACUCCAUACUAACCAACACAGCGGGCAGCCAAGCUUAUGAAGACUUUGUCUCUGGACUGGGCUGGGAGGUGGACCUCACUACUCACUGUGGCUUCAUGGGAGGUCUCCAGAGGAAUCGCAGCACAGGCCAGACUACACCGUACUACGCCACCUCUACUACUGAGGUCAUCUAUCAUGUCUCCACCCGCAUGCCUCAUGACCAGGACCACAACCUCACUAAGAAGCUUCGACACCUGGGUAAUGACGAGGUCCACAUUGUUUGGUCGGAGCAUUCCAGAGACUACCGUCGAGGGAUCAUCCCAACAGAGUUUGGAGAUGUGCUGAUCGUCAUCUACCCCAUGAAGAACCACAUGUACUCAAUCCAUAUACUCAAAAAACCAGAGGUGCCAUUCUUUGGUCCACUGUUUGAUGGUGCCAUAGUGGACAUGAAGAUUUUGCCCACCAUGGUCAGAGCCACAGCUAUCAAUGCCAGUCGAGCUCUGAAAUCCCUCAUUCCCCUGUACCAGAACUUCUAUGAGGAGAGAGCCCGAUACCUAGAAACCAUCGUACAGCACCACCAGGAGCCAACCACGUUUGAGGAUUACGCAGCUCGGGUCUACAGCCCUGCUCCCUGCACACACCUUCCCUCUGACACAGGCUCCUGCCUAGAGAUUCUUCGGGGAGAAAGUCCGGCUCUUGGGGAGGCCGGGAGCGACUCGGCAUCCCCCAUGUCUCCUCGGACUAGCAAGAGCCGCAUGUCCAUGAAGCUGCGACGCUCCUCUGGAUCGGCCAAUAAAACUUAAGCUCUCCGGCCUAGUCCAAACUAACACUUCAUGUCACUUCAUGUCCGAUCAGUCGGACUCUUUAGUCCUCGAAAGAUGUUUUCUCAGAGGAAAUUUGGUCAUCGAUCGUACUUAAAUCAAAUUAAAUAUGACACGCAUCGAAUUUAACAGGAAAAAUGAUGCGCGGUGUUCCCGGGCUCAUCCCAUCUUCUCCAGCAUGCUGCCGUUCUGACACUGGCCUUUUAUGUACAGACCGCUUUAUCGCACAAUUGUACACUCAAAAUCAUGUAAUAAUUUUCUGUGGACUAUAUUAUACUGUUACUUCAUUUUGAAACUGCUCGCAGCUACUGAAUUAAUCCUUAGCUUUGCUGUCAAACAACCAUUUGAAACAGUACGGCAGCAUGCUGAUCUCUGCCACAUUAGAAGAAGAGCAGCCUUAGCAGUGCAGUAUUAGUUCAUAAUAAUCUGUGCCAUGUUAGAAAUUGCACAAACUCCAGUGUAACCAGUACUGCGAACAGCUUAAGUGUGCCACAUUAUACAUUGAGAUCAAACUGCUGAGCAAAGAGACACAAAAGCUGACACUGUUGAAGGUCCCUAUGGGGAAUCUGUAUAUUUGUACAAUAGUCAGUCCAUAUGUGUACAGAUGGAAACAUGGGUUUUGAUAUAAUAUGGAUAAAUUCAGUGUCUGACCUCUUGUGUUGCCUGAAGAAAGUAAGAUAAAAGUCUAUUUUUGUUCUCAGUACAGCAUUAGAAAAUAUAAAGAUAAGAGGUCACUUUAUAUUCUGCCCUCAUUAACUGUAAAUACAAACUCAUCUAUUUGCUUACAAUAAUAGAAACGUGUCAUCGUGGAUGUGGCAGCGCUCUAAAGCCAAAAACGCUCCGUGUGUUUGAACCCAGAAGAAAAUCCCCUCCUUGAACUUACGGGGCUGACAUUCAAUCCAUGUGAGACAGUGUUACAGCAGUGAUGGAGGGAAUAUUGUCCUACAUAAAGGAGAGAAAAGCGCUUUCUAGAAAUUAAUGACAGGUUACUGAUCAAAGAGGAAGCACGUUUAGUUUUUUGGGGGUUUUUUGCUGUAAAAUGUGGACAAGCACUGAUGUUCAUUACAUUUAUUUUCCUUUGUUUGUUUUAAUUGACUGUAUAGUGUGUUUUGACCCAAACACGAAUGUUGCUGUAUUUUUAAGUUCAGUGUCACUCCGUCAUCUGACGCAAUCGAACCACAGCUAUUCUUUCCUUGUUCCUUUGACUAUAUAUAUAUAUACAUUAUGUAUAUCUAUAUAUGUAUGAGUAUAAAUAUAUAUAUAGUAGAUAUAUGAAUAUCUAUAAGAAUGUGUACAGUGUGAGGAGGCUUGUUGUGUAUAUACUGUUGUGUGAGAAUAGCUGCCAAAGCCAAACUGUGGUUUAACCUCGGACCACAUAUCUGUUUCAAAUGGGUUGACACUACAAGAUUUUAUGUUUCAAUGUUGUUGUUUUUUUCCUUUUCAUAACCAGUUUGCACUUCAUUUUCAAGGAGUUUUAAGAUAAUUUCAUUGUAGCUUAAGUAAUUGUCUGUACUAGUUAUAAGUGUAAUCUUGGUACCACAGCCAGGAUAAAUCUAAAAGAAGAAGGCAAGGCCAUUAUUUCCUCACAUUUUUUGUAAUCAUUUGACAUAUUGCUCAGUGUGGCUCCAUGUCUGUUGAGGCAGGUUUAGUUAAGGACUGUUUGUGGAAGGAGGAAAAACAAAAGAGAGAUACUGUAGAUCAGAGGCCAAAGAGAGGAAGAAAAGGAAAAGGAAAAGAUGUCAACUUAUCUCUUAAAUACGAACAGUUUAUCGCUUCUUUUUUUUUCCUGUUACUCUUAUAUUUAGACUCGUCCCCUCUUCCAGCUCUGGAUAGAGGGGAUUCGCAUGUAACCACAGAAUUUAACACUACUAUAGAUGAUCUUUGUGUAUUCAACAACUUAAUUUCAGCACUCCAUCAGUUCAGCUCAGCUCAACUCAAAUUAAGUGUUUCAAAUAAGCUUUCAUUGUAAAAGUACAUUCAUCUUGUCUACCGUCCCACAUGAUAGCUUGUUUUCCACAUCUCCAUUUUGUUCUUUUGCAGUUGCCUCAUCCCUGGUUAAGGAAACAUGCACGUAUGAAAGAUUUGAAUUGGCAAAUCUGGAUCUCAGUUUAAGGUUUUGCAUUAUGCUUCACUGCUUGAAGUUAAGUGUUUUCACGGCUGUAUUUUCUGUUACUGUUUAAUUUUGUUUAUGUUUUAUUGCAGCCAUAGAUUCUCUGUAGAGAGAAACAGGACUGUAAGAUUGUUUUGUUUAGUUUAUUUUGACCCCUCCAUGGGGUUGUCAAACUCAUGUUGUUUCUUUGUUUGUGAACAUUUGAAGUCAGCCGAGAUUUGAGUUGUCCCUUUAAAUUAUUGCUGUUACAAUUGUUAUUAUUGCUGAGAUUGAAGCACCAUUGAUUGGUUGAGGCAUGCGGUCCAGUAGCCCCAUUGCACUCUGGGACUGAUUUGUACUUGCUGUAUAUAGACUACAGCUCAUCUGCCAGUCGCCGACUGUGUCCUGUAAACAAGUCGACAACCUGAACCUGUUCAAUACAUCCCAUGCUCUGUCCCAGACAGCAACACUCCUUUAUACUCUAUGGAUUAAAAUAGCAGCGUGUCAUGAUGCUGCCUUUAAGUCCCAAAGAAAAGGUGGGACAUUUCACACUUCAGGUUGUUUAAAAGAAUUAAAAUACUGCUGAGGAUUUCAGUGAUUAGCUCAAAUUAUCUGCUCACUAAAGUGGACUGAAGUCAGAUGUAUGACUCUUUUAAUGCAUGUUUGUUCGGUUUAAAAAUCUUGAUCAGCAACAACCAAAAUAUAAAACAUAGGUUAAAAAGCCCUGAAGCAUUUUAGCAAAUAAAUUUCAACUACCCCGAUAGUCUGUAGGAUUUGGACUCAAAUUUGUAGAAAUAUUGUUCUGACCAGAACGGGACAUUCGGGUUGUCUAAAUAUGGAUGAAAAAAAGUCGGACUACCUUUUCUCCAGCAGCCAUAUCAACCGCAGAAACACGGUCGUCAAUAAAAAUGUUCUGUGCCUGUGUCGAUGGAUGUUGUGAACGUGCCGGCUAUGAUGGAUACGGGUUAAGCUGCGGUCCAGACGUUAGCUCGGAACAAAGCUGAUGUAUGUAACUACUGACUGUACAUACUGCAUGACACCAGUUCAAGACUUACUGCAUGUGUUGACCAUUUAACAGCUGUAUCACAAUAUACACAUGACUCCUCAAAAUAUGUUACUGUCAGACCUGUAGUAUGUAAACGUGUACUGUCUCUUUUGGACACACAGCGAUGAUGGAAUUUGACAAUAAAUGAUUCGUACCACUGA